This is a messenger RNA of Vanessa atalanta (red admiral), 3274 nucleotides long. It is a transcript of the gene Ssrp, whose product is annotated as FACT complex subunit Ssrp1. Gene Ontology annotation, cellular component: nucleus; FACT complex. Bases 130 to 2316 code for a protein of 728 amino acids. The transcript is spliced from 13 exons. Gene Ontology annotation, molecular function: histone binding; nucleosome binding; DNA binding. NCBI's taxonomy places the organism in Eukaryota, Metazoa, Arthropoda, Insecta, Lepidoptera, Nymphalidae. The record is from RefSeq and is a predicted model, not a curated record.
UUGGAUCCGAUUUCCGCGCCCCGCGGACUGCAAUUGAGUUUGAGUCCGGCAUCACAUGUGCAAAAUAUUGAAUUUAACGUUUUAUUAACAUAAUAUAAAAGUAUAUAUCCUAAUAAUUUUGUGUAAAAAAUGGAGUUCUUAGAAUAUAAUGAUGUAACCGCAGAAAUAAAGGGGACUAUGGUGCCUGGGAGGUUAAAAAUGACAGAUCAAAAUAUAAUAUUCAAAAACAGCAAAACUGGCAAAGUUGAACAGAUAUCAGCUAAUGAUAUUGAACUUGUGAAUUUUCAAAAGUUCAUUGGAUCAUGGGGCUUAAGAUUGUUUUUGAAAAAUGGCACAUUACACAGAUAUGGAGGUUUUAAGGAUGGGGAACAAGAAAAGGUUGCAAAGUUUUUCAAGAGCAACUACCAUAAAGAUAUGCUGGAAAAGGAACUAUCACUCAAGGGAUGGAACUGGGGUACAGCUAAGUUUAAUGGAGCUGUACUGAGUUUUAAUGUAGGAACCAAUACUGCUUUUGAGAUACCUUUACACUAUGUGUCACAGUGCAAUACUGGCAAAAAUGAAGUGACACUAGAGUUCCAUCAGAAUGAUGAUACACCUGUCUCAUUAAUGGAAAUGAGAUUCCACAUUCCCACAAGUGAACUGGCAGGUGACAUGGAUGCCGUUGAAGCCUUCCACCAGCAAGUCAUGAAUAAAGCAAGUGUUAUCUCUGUCUCUGGGGAUGCUAUUGCUAUAUUCAGGGAGUUGCAGUGUCUUACUCCUCGUGGUCGCUACGACAUUAAGGUAUUCCAAACGUUUUUCCAACUUCACGGUAAAACAUUUGACUACAAGAUCCCAAUGUCGACAGUGCUACGACUAUUCUUAUUACCGCACAAAGACACGAGACAAAUGUUUUUCGUAGUGUCAUUGGAUCCUCCCAUAAAACAAGGUCAAACAAGAUACCACUAUUUGGUACUGUUGUUUGGUAUUGAAGAGGAAACGAGUUUGGAGCUACCUUUUACAGAGGAAGAAUUGAAGGAGAAAUAUGAGGGAAAAAUCACAAAAGAAUUAUCGGGACCAACUUACGAAGUGCUCGCUAAAAUAAUGAAAGUUAUCAUCAACCGAAGAGUCACAGGACCUGGAGACUUCUUAGGGCACCACAAGACGCCGGCCAUCGCGUGCUCGUACAAGGCCGCGGCCGGCUACCUGUACCCGCUGGAGAAGGGCUUCAUCUACGUGCACAAGCCGCCCGUGCACAUUCGCUUCGAGGAGAUCGCGUCUGUCAACUUCGCCAGAGGUGGCGCUUCCUCUACCAAAUCCUUUGACUUCGAGAUAGAACUGAAAUCUGGCAGUAUACACACAUUCAGCAGUAUUGAGAAAGGAGAAUACGACAAACUAUUCGAUUACAUUACAUCUAAGAAACUCCAUGUUAAGAACACUGGAAAGAAUGUAAGUAAAUUUACGGACAAGGCGCUGUACGACGACGACUUCGGCGACUCGGACACGGAGAAGGAGCCGGACGCGUACCUCGAGCGCGUCAAGGCGGAGGCCAAGGAGCGGGAGUCCGACGACAGCGACGACGAGAGCACCGACGAGGACUUCAACCCCGACAAGGCCAAGGAGAGCGACGUCGCGGAAGAAUAUGACACCAAUCCGUCAUCAUCCGAAGACUCUGACGCUUCGGGUGCCUCUGCUGACAGCAAGAAAGAAAAGAAGAAAGAGAAAAAACCUAAAAAGACCAUCACUAUUUCGGAAGCUCCGCGCAAGCGUAAAGAAAAGUCCAAGAAGCGUGAAAAAGAUGCAAACGCGCCGAAGCGCCCGUCGACCGCCUUCAUGCUGUGGUUGAACGAGAACCGCAAGGGUAUAUUAGAAGACAACCCCGGCAUCAAGGUCACGGAGAUCGCUAAAAAGGGUGGCGAACUAUGGCGCGAUCUUAAGGAUAAGACUGAAUGGGAAGAAAAGGCUAAUAAAGCAAAGGAAGAAUACAAUCAAGCAAUGAAGAAGUACAAGGAUAGUGGCGCGGCAGAUGAGUUCAAACAAAAAAAGAAACAAGCUGAGAAGGAACGUAAAGCUGCAGACAAAAAAACUAAAGCUCCAGCAAGUAAAAAAGUUAAAACCGUCGCUGCAAGCUCUAGUUCAGGGAAGUUUACCAGCAAGGAGUAUAUUGAAGAUGAUGACAGCUCCUCUGACUCAGAUAAGGAGAAAAAAGAUAAAAAGGAUAAAAAGGACAGCAAAGAGAGUAAGGAAUCAAAGAAGGAAAAAGAAAAAGCUAAACAUUCCUCAUCGGAAGCUGCGUCUUCGGGCUCAGACGAGACCGGUAGCGGGAGCGAUAGCGAAUAAUGUGUAACAACAAAACCCCCUAAUGCGAUAUCGUGAUAUGAUUAAGUUAAGUUUUUGUUAUGUAUGAAUAAAUAUAUAAUGAGAGAAUGUAAAUUUUAAUAAUUUAGUUAUACUUAUGUUUUUUUGGCUCUAUUUAAUGAUGACAUGUAAACCUAUUGUCAUUUUCUUUGCGAUACGUUUUUCUCAUAGGAUGCAGUUUUUUACAUGAUCUUUACAAAUUUUUAAACUUACUAUCCAAAAAUAUAAUAUUGAAAGAGUGUUAUACAUGUUUGGAGUGAAUGCUUGUACCUGUGUAUUUCUAUAACAUUAUAUGAGGUUAAUAAUGGAUGCUAUAAGUAAAAAUCAAACGAAUAAUUAUAUACAUAAUCAAAACUGAUAUAAAACCUUAAGAACCUUGAUUUAAAAACAGCAACGGUAUGUUUGAAACUGAAAUUAUCACUACACGAAAUUAAUGAUAAGUGAUAUUUAGUAUUGUAGAAUGUUAUAAAUGUAAGGAUUUUAUAGCUUUAGUAUUUUUUUAGAAUCUGAUAGCAUAGUUCCCAAAUAAAUUAUUAUAAUAAAAUAUGCCGUCAUGUAUUUUGUCAUUCUAAGAGUUAUUUACAAUUCAUAAGCAGGACUUACUUUAAUAAAUCGUGACAAGAACCAAUUAAUUAUAAUCGAAAAAUAUGAGCUCCCAGUAUUACCUUUUCCAAAUGCUGUUAGGCUCAGGUUUUAAAACAAAAAGCGCGGAAUAUUAUAGUGAAGCAGCACCGGUUAAUAAAUUUGUCUUUGAAUUAAUAAUUAAAAACUACCAUGUUUAUUAGCUCCAUUCUUAUGUCAAAACCCAAUAUCCAAUGGAAGGGACCAUUAAAGGCAAUCACAUUAUUCCGAAUGCGUUUUUUAUUCACUACUAAAAUAUAAAUAAUUUAUAUAUUAUUUGUUUAAUUUUUAACGCAAUUUCUUUAUUAUUGAUUUCUUC